This is a messenger RNA of Drosophila albomicans, 1474 nucleotides long. It is a transcript of the gene HDAC11, whose product is annotated as histone deacetylase 11. The transcript is spliced from 2 exons. Gene Ontology annotation, molecular function: histone deacetylase activity. Lineage: Eukaryota; Metazoa; Arthropoda; Insecta; Diptera; Drosophilidae. The record is from RefSeq and is a predicted model, not a curated record. Bases 270 to 1247 code for a protein of 325 amino acids.
GUAUAUUAUGCUAUAGGCAAAAUAGUAUCUGGCGAAAUCUAUAUUACACGCUGGUAAAUCAUAAGAAAAAGCGUAAAUAUGGUAAAAUCCAAAAUCAAAAUUGAUAUGUGAUAUUAAAAAAAAUAAAUAAAUAACAGAAUGAGUUUAUGCACUCUUUAUUAUUGCAAAAGCUGGUCGAUUGUAUUUUAUUAACCUCGGGCAGCUUUUGUAAUUAAUCAGUGAGUUAAUAUCCUCAAUUCGAUAUAAAAAAAUAGCCAACCGAUUAUAAAAUGAGUUCGGAUGACAUAUGGGUACGGAAUAAGUUGCCAAUUGUCUACUCAAAGAAUUAUUCAGUUCACUUUGCUGGUCUCGAAAAGCUUCAUCCUUUCGAUGCAGCCAAAGGAAAGCAUGUCCACCAGUUGUUGUGCACAGAAUUAACUCUGAACAGUGGGGAUUUCUACAGCCCCACAGAGAUUACCAAGGAACAGCUACUGCGCGUACACACUCCCAAGUAUUUGAAAUCCCUGAAAUGGAGUGCCAAUGUCGCUGGCAUUGCAGAGGUUCCGGCCCUGAUCCUUAUGCCGAAUUUCACUGUGCAGAGUGGAUACCUACGACCGAUGCGAUACCAAACAGCUGGCUCAAUAUUAGCUGGUAAAUUGGCUUUGGAGUAUGGUUGGGCUAUUAAUUUGGGUGGCGGAUUUCAUCACUGUUGCUCCUACAAGGGAGGUGGCUUUUGCCCAUAUGCAGAUAUUACAUUACUAAUAUUGCGUUUAUUUGAACUGGAAUCAGUUCGCGUGAAACAAGCUAUGAUUAUCGAUCUGGACGCCCAUCAAGGAAAUGGUCACGAGCGAGAUUUUAAGAACGUCGAUUCUGUAUACAUACUAGAUAUGUACAAUGCGUCCAUAUAUCCAAAAGACAACGAAGCUAAGCCAUCCAUACGUUGCGGAGUUGAAUUGCGGCAUAUGACGGAAGAUGCUUAUUAUUUGGGGCAACUAAAUCGUUGCCUUAUGCAAGCUGUAUCUGAAUUUAAGCCGGAUGUUGUAAUAUUUAAUGCUGGCACCGAUAUUUUGAAGGGCGAUCCACUGGGAAAUUUAGCUAUUACCGCAGAUGGUGUUAUUGAAAGGGACCUCAUGGUAUUCAGUACUUUCCGGGCUCUUGGAAUACCUGUGGUCAUGUUACUAAGCGGUGGUUAUAUGAAGUCUUCGAAGCGUGUAAUAGUCGAUUCAAUUGUAAACCUUCGACGGCAAGGAUGGCUGAGGGCAAACUAAAUGAGUAUUUCAAGUAGCAGACAUAAACCUUCCAAAAAUUAUGCUAGAAACAAUGAAUGAAAUUUAAGAGUUAGUAUUUAUACGAGAAGGUGGUAUAAAAUUUACAGCGCAACGCAAACCUUUAAACAUAUAUAUAAUAAAUCUGAAAUCAGAUUGUUAGAUCAAUUUAUUGUUUAAUUUGAUUUGGCAAAUUAGUACAAUUAAAAACUGACGAUGUUAUAAUACAA